This is a messenger RNA of Mya arenaria, 5235 nucleotides long. RefSeq names its product amyloid protein-binding protein 2-like. The coding region runs from base 6 to 1739 and encodes 577 amino acids. Gene Ontology annotation, biological process: intracellular protein transport. Lineage: Eukaryota; Metazoa; Mollusca; Bivalvia; Myida; Myidae. Gene Ontology annotation, molecular function: protein binding. The record is from RefSeq and is a predicted model, not a curated record. The transcript has 13 exons.
UCAAGAUGGCUUCCGCCUGCGCCUUGGAAUGGGUGCCAGACAAGUUGUAUAAUAUGGCCGUCUCUGCCAUUGUUACUUCGUAUGGUAAAUACAGAAGAGAACUAAAGGGUCUUCCCGAAAAUGUGCAGUUCGAUAUUUACUAUAAGCUCUACAACAAAGGCAGGCUCUGCCAGCUGGGCAUGGAAUUUUCAGACCUUGACACAUUUUCCAAAGUCCUGAAAGUAAAUGAUAAAAGGCACCUGUUGCACCACUGUUUCCAAGCCCUGAUGGAUCAUGGAGUGAAGGUUUCCGAGAUUCUGGCGGACUCAUAUGCCUACAAGUGCCAGGAUUACCAGAGUAAUCUAGCCACCACUCAAACUACUGAUAAGACAAUCCAACUUGGAUUUGCUCUUGGAGGCUUCCUUGGAGAUGCAGGCUGGUUUGGUGAUGCUUGCAAGGUGUACAAGGCAUGUCUGGGUGUGUGUCAGAUGGAUACAUCGCUCUCUAGUCUCUGCAAAACCCUGGAAUGCUGUGUCAGGUUAUUGCAUGUGCAAAACGUGAACUGUCAGUACCAGGAGGCCAAGUCCACAUGUAAGAUGGCAUGCAGCAUCAUCGAGGAGAUUGGUUCUAAAGGAGCUCCUGCCAAUCGGGCCACGCUCUACACAGAAUGCUGUGCCCUGUUAUUUGCUGAGAGCCAGUAUGAUGAGGCUUACCGACACUGUAAGAUGGCCAUGAAGGAGCUAACCACCACACUGCCGCAGAAAGCUGUGGUCGAUGUCCUUAGACAGUGCUCUAAGGCCUGUGUUGUGAAGAGGGAAUUCUCAAAGGCUGAAGUGCUCAUCAAGUUUGCUGUGGACUUCGCUAGGGAUUGUUUUGGUUGUCGCCACCCGAAGUACUCGGAUGCCCUGCUGGACUACGGCUUCUAUCUUCUCAAUGUGGACCAGAUUACAGCUGCUGUACAGGUCUACCAGAAUGCCCUGGACAUCCGUCAGGCUGUGUUUGGGGGGAACAAUUUACAUGUUGCCGUGGCACACGAGGACCUGGCCUACGCCUCAUACGUCCAGGAAUACAGCUCAGGGAGGUUCACAGAUGCCAAGGACCAUGCAGAGAAGGCCAUAGAGAUCCUGGAGCACAUCCUGCCCUCCGACCAUCUCAUGCUCUCCUCAUCCAAGAGAGUAAAAGCAUUAAUCCUUGAGGAGAUUGCCAUAGACAGUCACCAGAAGGAGAUGGAACAGUCUCUCCUGUCAGAGGCCCAGGAACUACACCUGCAGUCGCUCGCACUUGCACGUAAGGCAUUUGGGGAGAACAAUGUACAGACAGCAAAGCACUAUGGCAACCUUGGACGCCUUUACCAAAGCAUGCACAAAUUUGAGAAGGCGGAGGGCAUGCACCUGAUGGCUAUUGAGAUCAAGGAGCGUCUGCUGGGCUCGGAGGAUUACGAGGUGGCACUGUCCGUUGGCCAUCUUGCCUCGCUGUACAACUACGAUAUGGAGAAGUAUGACGAGGCAGAGAAUCUCUACCUCAGGUCUAUAGAUAUAGGUAGGAAGCUGUUUGGAGAUGGUUACUCCGGCCUGGAAUAUGACUACCGCGGCUUGUUACGCCUCUACCGCCAAGUCGGAAACUAUGCCAUGGCUGAUAGAUAUGCCAAUAUCCUACAACAGUGGAAUCGUAUUAGGGAUAGAAACAAUUCCAUAGAAGUUAAACCAUUAGAGUUCACAUUGUCAGCAGGGCUUUCAGAACUUGUGACAGAAUACUUCUAAAGAUUGUGAUAAUCUAGAAUGUGUGCACUGAUUAAAGGAUGCUGUGAUUUUGUUCUUAUAAGAGCCAAGUGAACAUUAAAGAGAACAUGCAUGUUGCUUCAAGUUGUUGGAUGGUAGGUGCAGGACAAUCAGAUGUGAUAGAGUUCCCUGAUUGGUCUACUGAUAGUUACCCACAUCCCCAAAGUGGAAGCAAUUACAGAAGAAAGUUCUUAGCUCUCACAAGGUGUGCCAAGUGUGCUAUAUAAAUUAAAUAUUAAAUGUAUACUCUGUUGGCAAAUACAAUAUUUUCGCUGUGGUUGUAUAAGUUAUUAUUUAUAUGCUUAGUGUUGCACUGUGGCAGAUCAUGGAUUGUGGUUGUUUUAGCUAUUACUUUAAAUGGCAUUUUCUGAAAUAUAUGUUUUUGUGCUUAUAAUUGCUAGUUGUUUACAGUAUCUUGGCUAGUGUUGUAUACCGUAUCUUGGCUAGUGUUGUUUACAGUAUCAUGGCUAGUGGUGUAUACAUUAUCUUGACUAGUGUUGUUGACAGUAUCUUGGCUAGUAUUGUUGACAGUAUCUUGGCUAGUGUUGUAUACAGUAUCUUGGCUAGUGUUGUAUACAGUAUCUUGGCUAGUGUUGUUUACAAUAUCAUGGCUAGUGGUGUAUACAUUAUCUUGACUAGUGUUGCUUACAGUAUCCUGGCUAGUGGUGUAUUCAUUAUAUUUGCUAGUGUUGUAAACAGUAUAUUGGCUAGUGUUGUAUACACUAUCUUGGCUAGUGUUGUAUACAGUAUCUUGGCUAUUACAGUAUAAAGUAUAUGACCAGUGUUGUAUACAUUAUCUUCGCUAGUGUUGUAUACAGUAUCUUGGCUAGUGUUUAAUACAUUAUCUUCGCUAGUGUUGUAUACAGUAUCUUGGCUAGUGCUGUAUACAUUACCUUGGCAAGUGUUGUACAGUAUCUUGGCUAGUGUUGUAUACAUCAUCUUGGCUGGUAAUGUAUACAGUAUCUUGGCCAGUGUUGUAUACAUUUAGUCAUUAUCUUGGCUAGUGUUGUAUACAUCAUCUUGGCUAGUGUUGUAUACAUUAUUUUGGCUUUUCUCAUAUACAUCAUCUUGGCUAGUGUUGUAUACAUCAUCUUGACUAGUGUUGUAUACAGUAUCUUGGCCAGUGUUGUAUGCAUAAUCUUGGCUUGUGUUGUAUACAUGAUCUUGGCUUGUGUUGUAUACAUCAUAUUGGCUAGUGUUGUAUACAUCAUCUUGUGUAUACAGUGUCUUAGCCAGUGCCACACAUUAUCUUGGCUAGUGAUGUAUACAGUACCUUGGCCAUUGUUUAAAACAGUAUUUUAGCUGGUGUUGUAAACAGCAUCCUAACUAGUGUUGUGUACAGUAUCUUGGCUAGUGUCAUACACGUUAUAUUGGCUAGUGUUGUAUACAGUAUCUUGUUGUAUUCAUCAUAUUGGCUAGUGUUGUAUACAUCAUCUUGACUAGUGUUGUAUAUAGUAUCUCAACUAGUGUUGUAUACAGUAUCUUAACUAGUGCUGUAUACAUUAUCUUGGCCAGUGUUGUAUGCAUAAUCUUGGCUUGUGUUGUAUACAUGAUCUUGGCUAGUGUUGUAUACAUCAUUUUGGCUAGUGUUGUAUCCAUCAUCUUGACUAGUGUUGUAUACAGUAUCUUAACUAGUGUUGUAUACAAUAUCUUUACUAGUGUCAUACACAUUGUCUUGGCUAACGCUGUAUACAGUAUUUUGGCUAGUGGUGUAUACAGUGUCUUAGCUAGUGCCACACAUUAUCUUGGCUAGUGAUGUAUACAGUACCUUGGCCAUUGUUUAAAACAGUAUUUUAGCUGGUGUUGUAAACAGCAUCCUAACUAGUGUUGUGUACAGUAUCUUGGCUAAUGUCAUACACGUUAUAUUGGCUAGUGUUGUAUACAGUAUCUUGGCCAGUGCUUUAAACAGUAUCUUAGAUGAUGUUGUAAACAACAUAUUGGCUGGUGUUGUAAACAACAUAUUGGCUGGUGUUGUAUAAAGUAUCUUAGCUGGUGUUGUAUACAGUAUCUCAGCUGGUGUUGCAACAUCUUGGCUGGUGUUGUAUACAGUUUCUUGUUUUCUUUAAUAAUAUCUGCGAGUAUAAAAAGGAUAAACUAUAAUAUGGAUAAGUUGUCUAUCAAAUGCGUUAAGUUUAACUGAAUUACAAGAAUCUAUUAAACAAUUUUAAAUUAUAUUUGCAUGAUUACUUUUAUUUUUGAAGUAUGGUUGUUUGUCCUUAUCUUUCAGAUCUGUAUUAAUUAUAACAGUCAGUUCUAAUGAAUUUGUGAACAAAAAAAUCUAUAUUACAUCUUGUUUAUUAAGUUCAAAUGAAAUGGGAUAUAUACACAAGUUAUUAUUGACGUUUUUAAUCUAAGUUUUACCUUUGUUGUUGUUGAGGUGUUUUAAUCAUGAACAACAGUUUAAUAACUCUUUAUUCAGUGUUCAUGUGUACAUUUUUGUUAAUUAUCAUAUUUUGGAACUGCCUUUUUUCAAGUUUUAUUAUCUUGCUGUGUGGCAGGAUUGUUUGUGUUGAGUGUCCACCUUUUGGGUGCCUAGAAUUUUGGACAGGUUUGCAAAGAAAACAAAAAUAAAUAGAUCUGUUCAAACUGGGCAUUUUAGCGAAGACUGUAGUGUGCACCUGGAUUCAUUGAGAAUGAAGUGAGAUGACAAACGUACAACAGUAUAAUGAUUUGCAAUGAAAUAACAAUUUGAAAUCCACACAUUGGCUAAAAAUGAUAAAAUUAGGAAAAUUAUAAAAACUAUAAUAUUGUUCUAGGAUUGUAAAUUUAUAUCAUGUCAUCAUUUUGAACCGUUCACUGUUUAGUUCCAACUUUGGUACCUUUUGUUUACAGUCAUCUGAUUCAACUUAUGGACACAAUUUUAUUAGGUCAUCUUUUUAAAGAAAAUAGUCAUAUAUCUGCAGGACUAGUCUUACAUUUCAAGUAUUUUUAUACAUGUAUAUGUACCUUGAAGCUUUUGAAUCAGUGACAUUUAAUCUAGAUUAAGUCAUUUAAGAAGUUAUUCUACCUCCAAGUUUCCGGAAAUAUCUACAUCAUGUCAUGUUUCAUAUUGCACGCUUCUUCUAUCUAUUUAUUAAGCUCAUCAUGAGUCAUACCAAUAAACAUCAAGUCAAGAUUUGCCUCAUAUAUAGGAGAACUGGUACCGAUUUCAUAAUUCAAUAUUAUUGUGAUAUUAUUUUCGCCUGGCUCCUUAGAUUCGUUGAUUAAUGUAUUCGUUGAUACUUCUUUGUUUAUGCUUAUUACUAUUAAAUGAAAGAUUAAGCAUAUCUUGUUAUUGUUGGAUUAUUUUCAGUGUAAAUGUACAUGUACAUCUUUGAUAGAAUUGUGUUGAGUAAGGGAUGUCACCUACAGUGUAUUUGUCAGCAAAGGAAGCCAUUGAGAAGCAGUUCCACGUUGACAUGAAUAGUUGUAUACGUCAUUUUAAUAUUCACCAGCAGACAAUUGUAUCAAAAAUUUAAAGUUGGUCACAUGUUAUCUC